Molecule: messenger RNA, 2364 nt
Organism: Melampsora larici-populina 98AG31
Lineage: Eukaryota; Fungi; Basidiomycota; Pucciniomycetes; Pucciniales; Melampsoraceae
Exons: 8
Coding region: 318-2015 (565 amino acids)
Biological process (GO): spliceosomal complex disassembly
Cellular component (GO): catalytic step 2 spliceosome; intracellular anatomical structure
Molecular function (GO): RNA binding
Source: RefSeq, a predicted model, not a curated record
GGUUGGAAACAAGCUACGUUUAAUCAAGCGACUACAUAUGGAAAGAUCACUUCACUUAGUAUUACUGAUCAAAGAGCUAGUUUACCGAUUUAUAAAUUACGAGAUGCAUUGGUGAAAGCUGUGAAAGAGAAUCAAGUGUUAGUAGUAGUAGGAGAUACAGGAUCAGGUAAAACUACUCAGAUGACACAAUAUUUAGCAGAAGAAGGUUUAGCUGAUCGUGGUAAGAUUGCCUGUACUCAACCUCGUAGAGUAGCAGCCAUGUCAGUGGCUAAGAGAGUAGCAGAAGAGGUCGGUUGUAGGUUGGGUCAGGAUAUGGAAUGUUACAAAGAGAAGCUCUAGUGGAUCCUAAUCUUACGAAUUAUUCGGUGAUCAUGUUGGAUGAAGCUCAUGAGAGAACCAUUGCUACUGAUGUACUCUUUGGUCUAUUAAAGAAAUCGAUUAAAAGAAGACCGGAUUUAAAAUUGAUCGUCACCUCUGCAACAUUAGAUGCAGAGAAGUUUUCGAAAUACUUUUACGAAUGUCCGAUCUUUACGAUCCCAGGAAGAACUUAUCCAGUCGAAGUUUUAUAUACCAAAGAACCUGAAAGUGAUUAUUUAGAUGCAGCUUUGAUCACGAUCAUGCAGAUUCAUAUUUCAGAACCACCGGGAGACAUUUUAUUAUUUUUAACAGGACAAGAAGAGAUCGAUACAUCAGCCGAGAUUUUGUAUGAACGAAUGAAAGCCUUAGGACCACAUGUACCUGAAUUGAUUGUUUUACCGGUUUAUUCUGCAUUACCAUCUGAGAUGCAAACCAAGAUAUUUGAACCAGCUCCACCAGGAGCAAGAAAAGUGAUCUUAGCUACUAAUAUUGCUGAAACUUCCAUCACGAUUGAUGGGAUUUAUUAUGUAGUAGAUCCAGGAUUUGUGAAACAGAAAGCAUGGGAUCCUAGAUUAGGAAUGGAUUCCUUGGUCGUCACACCUAUCUCACAAGCACAAGCUAGACAAAGAUCAGGUAGAGCAGGUCGGACUGGACCUGGGAAAUGUUAUAGAUUGUAUACUGAAGCGGCUUAUCGAAAUGAAAUGUUACCGACUUCUAUACCUGAUAUCCAACGUCAAAAUCUGGCUCAUACGAUCUUAAUGCUUAAAGCGAUGGGAAUCAAUGAUUUGUUGAAUUUUGAUUUCAUGGACCCUCCUCCUCAACAAACUAUGAUUACUGCUUUGGAAAACUUGUAUGCUUUAUCUGCUUUAGAUGAUGAAGGUUUAUUAACUCGAUUAGGUAGAAAAAUGGCAGAUUUUCCUAUGGAUCCAGAAUUAUCAAAGAUGUUAAUCGCAUCAGUCGAUUUAGGUUGUUCAGAAGAAGUUUUAACGAUUGUAGCCAUGAUCAGUGGAGCCACGAAUGUGUUUUAUAGACCAAAAGAAAAACAAGCGCAAGCUGAUGCGAAAAAAGCAAAGUUUCAUCAACCUGAAGGUGAUCAUUUAACUCUUUUAGCUGUUUAUGAUGGAUGGAAAGUGAGUAAGUUUAGUAAUGCUUGGUGUCAUGAAAAUUAUAUUCAAGCAAGAGCCAUGAGAAGAGCACAAGAUGUAAGAAAACAAUUAUUAGGAAUCAUGGAUAGAUAUAAACAUGAUAUAGUGAGUUGUGGAACGAAUUAUAAUCGGGUUAGAAGAGCGAUCUGUUCUGGAUAUUUUAGACAUGCAGCUAAGAAAGAUCCACAAGAAGGUUACAAAACUUUAGUAGAAGGUACACCUGUUUUUAUUCAUCCUUCUUCUGCUUUAUUUAAUAGAGCUCCUGAAUGGAUUAUUUAUCAUGAAUUAGUUUUAACUACAAAAGAAUAUUGUAGAGAUGUGACGGCCAUCGAACCUAAAUGGUUAACAGAAGUAGCACCUACAUUCUUUAAAGUGGCAGAUGCAAAGACGAUGUCGAAAAGGAAACGGAAUGAAAAAGUGGCUCCAUUGUUUGAUAGAUUUGCAAAGACUGAGAAUGAUUGGAGGAUAUCGAAAGUUAAGAGAAGUACUAGGACUAGUCAAACUUUUGGAUAAAAGUUUUGGUUUUUUUAAUAAAGGUGUUAAGAGAAAGAAAUCAAUGUAAAAAAACUUGAAAGGUUCAAAAAGGUGUCUUUUGUUUACUUGUUUUGUUUUGAAUAAAAAAGAUUUCUAUAAAUCAAAAAUGAUCAUGAUGUAAAAAGAUUUAUACAAAAAAAAGUUUUAAAUAUACCAAAAAAGUUUUUAAAAAAAGUAAUAUGUAUUCAUUAAGAUUUUUGAUUUCUUUUUGUUAAUAAUAAGUUUAUGGGAGAAAACUCUUUGGUACAUAAACAAUGAUCUAAAGAGAGUUGAUUUAGUUGAUUGUUAUUAUGAUAUGAUUUUUGAAAUGGAUAAAGUUUAGAAUGGG